Messenger RNA from Eufriesea mexicana, 2481 nucleotides. RefSeq lists its product as uncharacterized. Gene Ontology annotation, cellular component: intracellular membrane-bounded organelle. The record is from RefSeq and is a predicted model, not a curated record. Bases 1 to 2481 code for a protein of 826 amino acids. Gene Ontology annotation, molecular function: phosphatidylinositol binding. The transcript has 8 exons. NCBI's taxonomy places the organism in Eukaryota, Metazoa, Arthropoda, Insecta, Hymenoptera, Apidae.
AUGUUUACAAUGGGAAAAGUUAUACCAAUGAGCUGGUUGAACCAGAUAUUGUUAAUUCUAAGUAUAUUAUGUGCAUUGUUAUCUUUAGUUAUACAAGAAUGGGCUGGUCUCACACCAUUACCAAUAUAUGUAUCCAUUUUAUGGGCUAUUUUUCUUAUAAUAGCAUCAGUGUGGUUCAGCUGUCUUUUAUUUCAACUUGCAUUAAAAGCAAAUUGCCCACUUAAUAUAAAAUUUCUUAAUAACUGGUUAUAUGAAAAGCUUACAAGUAAUUUGAAGUUAUGCGAUUAUAAAACAGAAAGUGAAUAUGACAAAAAUUGUGAAAAUCAAAUAGAAAUAAAUAAAGAUAUAAAUUCUGUACAAGUGUCUAAUGAAAACCAGAAGCCAUCUACUAACAAGGGUAUUUCACCAGAAAGAAAAAGAGCUAGAGAAAUAGAUAAUUUAGUACAAGAAAUAAAUUUGAAAUGCAUAAAUGUUUGGUAUAAAUCUAUCAGUGAUGAUGCAUCAUUCCCUAAUGAAGCACAAAAGCUACUAAAAAAAUUAUUGUCUAAAUUAUUUCAUAAAAUCAAUUUAAUAGACAAAGUAAGACUUACUCAUAAGUUGUCUAAUGUGUUCUUAUUACAUUUAAAAGAGUAUCAUAGAGCGUUAAGGCGGGUAGAGAAAGGAACUGCACCAAAUGUAGAAGAAGCAUUUAAGUAUUUACAUCCUGGUUCUCGUAAUGUACCAGCAUUAGAGUACAUGCUUCAUCGAAUGGUUUCUAUUUUAGCACAAGAAUUUUUACAAUGGGAGAUAACAAGUUCAUUACCAUGCAAACUAUUACUAUCUAUUUUAGCAAAAAGAUUAUUAAUAGUUAUUGAAACAGUAAGUUCUCCAAUAUGGCUGUUUCAAAGUUUAUUAAAUUUGUUGCAGCCGGUACCAAAACAAGUUGCCAAAAUUCAAAAUAAACAGGAAGAAAAUGUAUCAAACGUAAAAAAGGCUAUAUCUAGCGCUCUGGGGGAUGGUAUAACGUCUGCAACUGCAGCUGUGAUUCGACGACCAUUACCAAAUUCAAAAUCUGAAUCUACUGAAGCUUUAAUUGAAAAUAAAAAUACCUCAUUAUCCAUAAAUGAUAAGAAACCUACUUUACAUUUAAAUAAUUUAGGUACAGAACAUAGAGGUCUAUGGGGUCAAGCUAUAGACGAAAUGGAUUCUGCAAUAGAAGACAAAAUAUCUCCUAUAUAUGAAGAACCUACAGAUUUUGCUACAACAAUUGCUAGACUUAGAACUGUAUUACAACAAAAGUCAACUGUAAAUACGCCUUUACAUAUGGAUGAAAAGUCUUAUGUAAUCAGAGGUAAUCAAUUUACAAAUCUGUCAAUUCCUUGGACAGAGUUUCAUACAGCUUUUGAUGGGUCACAACAGUUACUUUACUGUAUUCAAUUCGAUGAUAUAGAACAACGUGGAGUUGAUCUAUUCGAAACCACAACUGCUACUGUUAGAAGACAAUACCGCGAUUUUGCUCAGUUACAUGCUAGUCUACAAGAGGCCCCUGAAUUAGCACCUGUUAUGUCAAAUUUGGUGUUACCAGCAGGUGGUCGUCUUGAAUUAGAGAAUUAUUUAAAGACAUUAACUGCUCGUUUGCCGAAUGAAUGUCCAUCGCAAUUACGACAUUUUCUAGAUCCAAGUAGUGGCAUUAAUAAAAAAGCAGAUGUAGUUGCACCAGGAUUUGAAAAAUUUUUGGUCAAAACAGUAAGUGGUGUUUUUAAUACCCUAAAAGUAGUCGUUUCAGGUUUUGAAAUAGAUCAAGAGGAAGAAAAUGUUCUAUUACCUACGUUAAUGCCGUUAGCUGAUAUUCCAUGGAGAUUUAUUGAAGAUAUUAAAUCGAAAAGCUUAGCAGGUAAAGUUCAACAAUUAUUAACUGAACGAACUGAAUAUUCUUCCGUGGACACUGCUUAUGAAGCUGUUGACUCAAUGGACAGUACCAAUGAUUCUGCAUUAUUAAGUCAUUGGUGGGAAAUUAUAAAAAGUUCUUCUGAAGAGGAUAUUGAUGAACUAGAUUCACAUUUAACAUUAACAUGUGUUAUUAUAGACCUUAUUUGUGAAUUAUUGACAGGUAUUGGAAGUAAUAAUGCAUUGCAGCAAGAAGCUGUUGUUAGAUGGACAAAGCUACUCCUUGGAAACGUUACUGAAUCUGUAUUACAAACUGCUACUUCGCGAAUUUUUGAUCAUUUGAGUAAUGUAUCACUUCGUACUGUACAAAAUAAACUUUCCAAAGAACCAUUAAUUUCACUAAGAGAAAGACUGUUGCAAGAAAUAUUCAUAAAAGUUCCAAAUGAUAUAAAAUUAAUAUUUGGCGAAGAUGAUACAUUAAAUAUUAUAAAGUAUUUACUUGAUACUUAUGAAAUAAAAAAAAUUAAUAUGGACUUAAACCUACAAAUAUUAGAUGUCCUGGCAUCACAGUUGUUAAGUUCAUGUAGGUCAAGUCAUAGUAAAGCUCCUUUAUAG